This is a messenger RNA of Anopheles aquasalis, 658 nucleotides long. RefSeq lists its product as uncharacterized. The record is from RefSeq and is a predicted model, not a curated record. NCBI's taxonomy places the organism in Eukaryota, Metazoa, Arthropoda, Insecta, Diptera, Culicidae.
UUCAGUUUUGAAAUUUCUUUCCGGUAGAGCAGUCGCAUCCCGAGCAAGCUAUGGUUUGUGCACCGACGUGCACCCGUAAGCGGACGCUUGACUUCAGCUGCAAGUACCGUAAUCUUGAAAAGUUUUCCUCGGAUGUGGAUCAUUUUUUGGAGGAAUACGAUCGCAUCGUGGAGCACGUAACGGCAUACCAUCGAAGCUAUCGACGGGAGCUGAGCCAUCUGUGCGAAGAUGUUGAGCUUUUGCUGCAGAAAUUUAGUUACAUCCAGUCCAGUGGUGUCCGGGGGCAAUUGUUUAUGGAAAAAUUCUGCUGUGGUGUACGUAAGGUACUUUUUGACGAUUGUGAAGAACUGAGACAACAUUACGUUUUGUAUCACAAUUUCGCUCGAAUCUUGCAGCCAACCAUUGUGCAACUUCAAUCCGGCCAUGGUAAAAUGCAAUACUUUCAUCGACGUUUGCUAGAGUACACGUGCUAUGGCACGGAGUCGACUGCCGUACUGCUGGCCAACCUUAAGAAAAUCGCCAAGAACAUGCGCCAAACUUUGGAACGCAGCCCGAAGUGGUAGUAGUAGCGUUUGAACAAAGCGAAGAAUAGAAUGUGUACUAAUUUUAACCACAGAACAAAUAAACCACCCGCACCCGUUGGGAUUUGCGCAGUAAA